Messenger RNA from Cyanidioschyzon merolae strain 10D, 990 nucleotides. RefSeq names its product putrescine aminopropyltransferase. Gene Ontology annotation, molecular function: spermidine synthase activity. The coding region runs from base 1 to 990 and encodes 329 amino acids. Gene Ontology annotation, cellular component: cytosol. Lineage: Eukaryota; Rhodophyta; Bangiophyceae; Cyanidiales; Cyanidiaceae. Gene Ontology annotation, biological process: spermidine biosynthetic process. The transcript has a single exon. The record is from RefSeq and is a predicted model, not a curated record.
AUGAAUACACAAAAUCCUAGUCCGCUUAAUGCUGAUCGGGACUCAGCCGCUACAAAUGGCCGUGAGUUGGUCGAAUGUAUCCAAGGAGGUUGGUUCAUGGAACGAAGCCCCCUGUGGCCGGGGCAGGCGCUGGCACUGGAGGUUCAGCGCGUUCUGUACCAGGGGCGCUCUCGCUUCCAAGACAUUUUGGUUUUUGACUCCAGAGCACACGGCCGUGUAUUGGUUCUCGAUGGAGCUAUUCAGGUCACAGAACGAGACGAGUUUGCGUACCAGGAGAUGAUCACACACUUGCCGAUGUUUGCACACCCGCGACCCGAGCGGGUGCUGGUGGUUGGCGGCGGCGACGGCGGCGUGCUGCGGGAGGUUCUGCGACACGACGCUGUGGAUAAGAUGCUUGAAAAAGUUGUGCUUUGCGAGUUGGACGAAGAUGUGAUACGAGUGAGUCGGGACUAUCUACCAGGGGUUUCCGGGGGCGCACUCGAUGGAACCAACGCCAAAGUGUCGAUCGCGAUCAUGGAUGGAGCGGCUUUCAUGCAACAGCAUCAGUCGCAGUUUGAUGUGAUCAUCACGGACUCUUCAGAUCCGCUGGGUCCAGCGGAAAGUCUUUAUCAGGAACCCUUCUUCAGAUCGAUGUAUGCCGCUCUUCGGGAGGGUGGCAUUGCAUGUGUUCAGGGGGAGAGUUUUUGGUUGCACCUUGAUCUCAUCGUCAGUGUUGUGCGCAUCCUUCGCAAUAUCUUCGAUGUGGUUGAGUACGCUUCAGCGAGCGUUCCGACCUAUCCGAGUGGCCAGAUAGGAUUCCUGCUCUGUGGAAAGGGAACGGUAUGGCGCAACGGCGGUCGACCACGACACGCGGCUCGGCGACCCAGUGAAAAACUGCAACGUCACCUGCGCUACUACAGUCCCGAGAUGCACGAGUCUGCCUUCGUUCUGCCACCUUUCGUUGAAAAAGCAAUUGCUGGAGCGCUCCAGCAUCCGCUGGAGGCGAGCUGA